GACCAAUAUUCAGGCAAGAAGCUCGCCGAGCGAUUCAUUCCAUAAAAUUGGAAGCGAAGUGUCAUCGGGGGUGGACUAGCAAAUUUUCCUGUGAUUCACAAAGUUGUUUUUCGUGAAAAUAGUUAAUUUCUGGAUUUCAAUAGUUAAAUUGUAAAAAUAGUGGGGUGAAAUGGGAGCAGUUUUAGGACUGUGCUCGGCAGCUCAGCUUGCCUGCUGCUGCACUGGGACAGCAUGUUCACUUUGCUGUCAAGCUUGCCCAUCAUGUCGAAAUUCGACAUCAUCUCGUCUCAUGUACGCCCUCAUGUUGUUGCUGGGUGCUAUAGUGAGUGCGAUCACCUUAGCGCCAGGCUUGCAGGAUUGGUUAAAGUCGUUACCGUUUUGUGCAAAUCCGAACGCAACAAGAAUAGCACCGACAGUGGAUUGUACUUCUGCGCUGGGAUACUUAGCCGUCUACCGAAUUAAUUUUGCCCUGGUUUGUUUUUUCGUCUUGAUGGCUGUGAUUAUGAUUGGGGUGAAAACAUCUCGUGAUCCACGAGCACCGAUUCAAAAUGGGUUUUGGGGAUUGAAGUUUCUAUUAGCAAUAGGAAUUGCAAUCGGCGCAAUCUUCAUCCCCGAAGGCAGUUUUGGAAUAGCCUGGAUGUGGAUAGGUUUGAUUGGCGGUUUAUUCUUCAUUCUAGUCCAGUUGGUGCUUAUUAUUGAUUUUGCUCAUUCAUGGGCAGAAACUUGGGUUGGUUAUUACGAAGAAACCCAAUCAAAAGGAUGGUAUGUCGCUUUGCUCACGGUUACUAUGUUGCAGUAUGCACUUUCCAUAGUUGGCAUUUCUUUACUUUUCGUAUAUUAUACCAAGGCUGGUGAUUGUUCCCUCAACAAAUUUUUCAUCUCCAUAAAUCUGAUAUUUUGCUUUGCGGUAAGUGUUGUGUCUAUCCUGCCGAAAGUUCAGGACAAUUUGCCUCGAUCCGGUCUUCUUCAAAGUGCUAUGGUUACUUUAUACACCAUUUUCUUGACAUGGUCUGCUAUAGCCAACAAUCCAGAUACAGAAUGCAAUUCUGGAUUCUUUGGCAUGAACACUGAUCCUGUUAAAAAUAAGAUUAAUUUCGACACAACAAACAUCAUUGGACUAAUUGUUUGGUUGCUCUGUGUGCUGUAUAGCUCAUUGAGAUCAGCAUCGAAAGUUGCACAGGUUACAAUGCCUGACGCUGAAAAGCAAGUAUUAACAGCACCUUUAGCAGAUGAAGGAUCGAAACCAGCUUCUUCUGAAGAUGCCAAAGUUUGGGACAACGAGGAGAAUGGAGUCGCAUAUUCGUGGUCACUCUUCCAUCUUGUUUUUGCUACCGCAACUUUGUACGUAAUGAUGACACUGACAAACUGGUACAAACCAAAUUCAUCUUCUUUGGAAACAAUCAACGCUAACGCUGCCUCCAUGUGGAUCAAGAUCAUAUCAAGUUGGCUAUGUUUGGGAUUGUACACAUGGAGCUUAAUCGCCCCUAUAGUGCUACCAGAUCGUGAUUUCAGCUAAAGUGUUUAUAUAUAACUAGAAAUUAUCCAUACUUACCGAAAUAUUUGAAAUGAGGUCAAAGCACCGAUAUGUUUAAUUAAUUCUGAAAUGAUGGCAUAAAGUAGUGCCGAAGUAACCUCUAGCCGGCCCCGUUUUAUUGAAAUGAAAUGCAAAUUGUCGAAAAGUCGGCAUAGAAUAUGAAAGAACCAUCCCUAAAAUAUGUAGAUAAGGUUUAUGUUUUGUGAUGUUUAUAUUGAAUAAGAAAGAAUUGUCCUAUUUUUAAAAUUACGUUCUAUAUUUUAUUUCAUUUUUUAUUUUGCGUUUUGAUUCAUAUCCCCAACUCAUUUUUAUGUGUGUACGAGUAAAGUGCAUUCCAAAGCGAAAAUUAAAAUGUUAAUCAACUUAUGGCAAAUAAAUUGAAGUUUCUGCUGUACGAAAGGAA
Molecule: messenger RNA, 1937 nt
Organism: Hermetia illucens (black soldier fly)
Lineage: Eukaryota; Metazoa; Arthropoda; Insecta; Diptera; Stratiomyidae
Gene: TMS1
Product: probable serine incorporator
Exons: 8
Coding region: 170-1516 (448 amino acids)
Cellular component (GO): membrane
Source: RefSeq, a predicted model, not a curated record